CUUACACCAUACAUUGAAAUUUUUUACUAAUAAUUUUUUCAGCUAAAUUUAUAAAAUUAAUUAAGAAAUACCUGAUAGUACUUAGAUUUGCCAUUGUUUGCUGUAUAUUUUAAAUUAUAAUUGAAAGAAGUUAUUUACAUUUGUAGUAAGUAGUAUGACAGGGAUUGUAGAUACUGAGGCGUGGAGGGAGUUUUUCUCCGUGCUACAAACCUUGCCGGAGCUUUGGAAGAUCAAAGCGGAUGUCUUUAAAGACAAACAUAAGAAAAAAAUUGCAUUUUCAAAACUAUUGGAAGUAUACAAGUCCAUAGACGGCAACGCGAAUGAAGACACCGUGAAAAAAAGACUUCAAAAUAUAAGAAGCUGCUACCGCAGAGAGUGUAAAAAAGUCGAGAGGAGCCGAAAAUCUGGAGCUGGCGUCGAGGAGGAGUAUGAACUAACGUUAUGGUACUUUGAUCUAGUUGAGUUCUUGAGGGAUCAAGAAAUCCAGUUGAGUGGUACGUCUACCGUCGACUUGGAUGAUGGAGAUCUUGAGUUACCAACGGAAACUCAUGAGCCGGGGCCCAGCCGCAAAAGGAGAAGAACUAAUGAUGAGCACCUAGAGGAGAGGAAUGCGCUACUUAAAGACGCGCUGGCCCAGUUGGCAUCCUCAGAAAAGCCUAAAGAUGAUGCCAGCACACAUUCUGAAAGUUGGGCAGUUUCACUUAGGGAGCUUGCGCCGCUCCAACAAAUAUAUGCCAAAAAAGCGAUACAAGACAUUUUCACGCAGGGCAAUUGGGAGCUCUACGGUUGACUACAGUAAAUGUUGCUGAAGCCUUAGCAAUUUCAAGUGAACAUAGCGGUGAAUAACUUUCCCUCCUUCCUUUCUGUUAUUAUUUAAUCAUAUAGUUACAUAUAAAUACAUACUUAUAAAAUCAAAAAUACAAAUUGUUGUUUUCAUUUAUAAACAAACUUUGCCAAGGCACUGUUCCAACUCCAUUAAAAUACUUUGUGUAUUUGAUUCUUGUUUCUUUUGCUAUUAAA
This is a messenger RNA of Hermetia illucens (black soldier fly), 1020 nucleotides long. RefSeq lists its product as uncharacterized. The transcript is spliced from 2 exons. NCBI's taxonomy places the organism in Eukaryota, Metazoa, Arthropoda, Insecta, Diptera, Stratiomyidae. Bases 155 to 790 code for a protein of 211 amino acids. The record is from RefSeq and is a predicted model, not a curated record.